AUGUCAGAAAAAGGGACAGAAGGACAAGUGUUUGUCGUGGACAAUCGACGACGCGACGAACUGAUCAAGACAAUCCUCAUCAUCGUGUUGAUUAUCGUUUUUCCGCCAGCCGCUAUCGCUGUACAGGCGAACGAGUGCAACAUUCAUGUGGUGGUCAGCUUAUUCCUGAUGUUCUUCUUCCUCGUACCCGCCUACAUUCAUGCCGUUUGGUACUGCUUCAUUCGAAAAUCACCUGAACAUGUGAUCGCCUAA
Messenger RNA from Cooperia oncophora, 252 nucleotides. NCBI's taxonomy places the organism in Eukaryota, Metazoa, Nematoda, Chromadorea, Rhabditida, Trichostrongylidae. The record is from the annotation of a GenBank genome assembly.